AUGCAGCUGUCCCAGAGCGCCCACUUCGUGCUCCAAUGCCCCUACGUCACCUUCGGCCUGGACGACGUCUCGAACUUCAUCGAGAGCGUCCGCGUGUCGAUCGCCCAGUCGGGCGACGGACCGCGAACGCGCUCCUGGAGCCAGAUCAUCCCGAACUCGCAGGUGAUCGUGGUCCCCUCGCCCCCCGACAAGCCUCACCACUGGACCAUCAAGCUGUUCCUCACACCGAGCGAACUCAUCGUGCAGACCCUGCUCUCACUCGGAUCCCUCAUGGGACUGCUCCUCUGCAUCGUCGCGUUCCUGCACUGGAGGGAGAAGAAGCAGGAUCGCCGCGACCGAAUGAGGGAGAUGAAUCGGUUCAGCUUCUGA
Messenger RNA from Darwinula stevensoni, 369 nucleotides. NCBI's taxonomy places the organism in Eukaryota, Metazoa, Arthropoda, Ostracoda, Podocopida, Darwinulidae. The record is from the annotation of a GenBank genome assembly.